AUGAGGUUUCCACUUCUGGCCUUCUUUAUACUAGGUAAGAACUCCUUAUUGAAAAAUCAUAAAUAACAAGUUUCAAGCUUCUUCAAUAUCCGCAUAUGAAGACCGUGAAUGCGGUGCAGAUUUAUCGCAUCUUUGGCUAGAUAUUGUUCUUGUUGUCGACAAUUCAGCUAAUAUGACAUUUUCGGAAUUGAUGAUAAUCGGUAAUACUAUCAAGGAUGUUUUUAUGAAUGGCACCAAAGUCGGGACACAAUAUUCUGAUCCAAGAUCUACUCGAGUUGGAAUCGUCACGUAUAACUUGAAUGCCACUGUUGUGAGUUCAAUGGUUCUUUUCAAAUUUGAAGUAUCUACUCAUAUAUUUCAUUUAGGCUGCAGAUCUCAACACUUAUCAAUCCACUGGCGAUUUCAUAGUAGGAUUAUUCGGCGCACUAGUGACUACCACAGUCACCGAAUCAUACCUUAAACAAGGUCUAUUAACCGCUCGAGAUACUUUAUAUGCUGGUCGUCAAGAAGUUCGCCAAAAUUAUCAACAAGUCAUAAUUGUUUUCACUUCACAAUACGGGUUAGUCAACAAUAGAAAAAAGUUAAAACAAAAAAUUUUAGAGGAUCUGGAGAACAGGACCCGAAGCCAGUUGCUGAUCGUUUAAAAGCGUCUGGUAUUCAGAUUAUUACUGUAUUUGUCGACUAUGAUAACAAUAACGAUCUUCGUGACAAACUUUCACAAAUCGCUAACCCUGGUUACAAUUUUUCAACAUUUGAUACGAAUUUAGUUGGUGAACUUGAAGGGGCACUUCUUCUGAGUGAGUUUGAAUAUUUCACAAAACUCCAAUUAACCAAUAUUUCAGUGAACUGUUUCUGUCCAAACUAUUGGACUCAAUACACCGUUCCAAGCAAUAAUGGAGGUCUAUACAAGUAUGGAGUUUGUGUUAGAAGUUCGGGAAUUCAAGCAUCUUGGAACGCGGCCAAAUUUGCGUGUCACAAUUAUGCAAAAACUGGGUUUUUGGUCAGCGAAUUCAGUCAGCAAAAACAUGACUUCGUUUUUAAUCUUGUUCAAAAAGACACAUUCAACACUCCUCCUUAUAUGUACCACAUUGGAUUGAGUCGAAUCAAUGGUGUUUGGUCGUGGCAACAAGUAAACGGACAACAAGUUUUGCCACUUCAAAACGAAACAUUCUGGAAUCCCGGAUAUCCCACAAGUUUAUCAUCAGAUAGUGGUGUAAUGAAUAUUCAAGCUGGCGCGGAACUUAAUGUUGGAUGGCAAAACAUCAAUUUAUACACAGUUGCAAAAAUUUAUGUUUGUGAAUCUCAAUCUUGUGAUUCUACUAAUUAUUGCACUUGAAUCGUUGAUUGUUAAUAAAAUCUUUUUAUGUUAUUAACCAAAAACGCUUUAUUCAUUUUUUUUUGUAAAAAUCUCACGCAAAAACAGAAUUGUUUUCGAAAAUUCGAAUUUGAUUAUCAAAAAGAAAUUGAAGAUCGAAUCAACGAAUUUCUUUUAACCUCAAAAUCAUUGUUGUUUUCUCAUUCGUUUCGUUUCAAAAUGAAGCUCGUAAGUUUCUCUUGAACAUACAAAAUUCAAACUGUUUCCACAGAUUCUCUUGAUUGUCCUGUCAACUUUCCUCAUCGCAUUUUCAAGUGCAAAAUAUUGCGAUUGUCCAGAAUCUCACACAUGUUAUCGUGAUAGAUGUUAUCCUCGACAAACAUGUAAACAUGGUGGAGCUGGUCCGACCGACGAAUAUUGCGGAUUCGAAAGAUUUUGCAGAGGUGGUUAUUGUUACGAUAUGAAUGAGAUCUACGGCCGUUAA
Messenger RNA from Caenorhabditis angaria, 1799 nucleotides. The record is from the annotation of a GenBank genome assembly. Lineage: Eukaryota; Metazoa; Nematoda; Chromadorea; Rhabditida; Rhabditidae.